ACAACACGAAGUCACUUUACCGCAUGAAUUUGCUGCAAGAGGACUUGUAUGAGGGGGGAGAAUUGCUUACCUCCUAGGCCACGCAAGCUAUAUGGAUGCCUACAGAUUCGAGAAAUGCUUACUUUUGACUACGCUCUCGCAUACUACCUGAGAUAGUUCUUUAGAAAAGACUUUAUUGAAGCUCAUAUUCUUUACACUGUGCCCUUCAUCACUACUUCUUGAUUUUGCUGCUAAUCUUAGGUAUGAAGUGGACUUUACUCCUGCCCUUGGCGGCCGUCACGACCGCCUUUGUGAUUCCCGACGAUGAAGUAGCAAAUCAACUCGUCAUUGAGCCGGAAAGACCCUCGACAGCCCUUCAGGACAAACUUCCACCGGCUGAGCAGCUGUUCGCCGGAGUCAAGUCAAAGUUGGAAGAUAUUGUGGAAGCCUCAAAGCAAACCGUCGAUGAUGUAUUCUCGUGGGCGUUAGAAACCGGCCGAGACGCCCACAGCAAGGUUAUCACAUCGUCCUUGGAUGCAUUUGACCCGCAGUCAUGGCUCGAUUCGGAUCUUGAUACCCCUGAGGAUGAUGAAGACAUUUGGGAUUCUGACUUCGACUCAUUCGGCGGCGGAGAGCAUCCUCCUCACCAUGAUCCUCCACCACACCAUCGCCCUCCUCCCCAUCAUAAACGUCCACACCAUGGUCACCAUAAGUCCAACCUCACAGUAUAUCAGCUCAUCUCCAAGAGCAAAUAUACCACAAAGCUGGCAAAAUUGAUCAAUGAAUAUGACGACCUUGUUGACCUCUUGAAUGGCACGAAAGCAAACUAUACCGUCUUUGCUCCCACCGACAAGGCCUUUGCCAAGAUUCCCAAGUGUGCUCCGAAGCCUUCGAAGGAGCUUCUCAAGAAGAUUCUCACCUAUCACAUCUCUGAAGAAUUUUACCCGGCCGGUAGAGUUCUUGUGACAAGGACCAUCCCGACAUUGCACAAAGAAGCAGCAUUGGGCAAAGAGCCUCUGCCGCAAAGACUGAGCACGAACAUCGGUUUCAAUGGACUGACUGUCAACUUCUACAGCCGUGUCGUAGCUGUAGAUAUUUUUGGAACCAAUGGCGUGAUCCACGGCAUUGACAGCAUCCUCCUUCUUCCACCUAAAGCCGCGGAAAUUAUCAACUUCCUGCCUGGUGAAUUUAGUACGCUCGAGCUUGGGCUGGUAAAGACGGGUUUGCUCGAAAAGAUAAACACGACGGAACACGAGGGCGGCACGCUCUUUGCGCCGUCCAACUGGGCAUUCAAGAAGCUAGGACCCAAGAUCAACGCCUUUCUCUUCAGUCAAUAUGGACUCAAGUAUCUAAAGGCUUUGCUCGAGUAUCAUAUUGUGCCCAAACAUACCUUAUACUCGGAUGCGUACUACAGCCCAGACACUGAAGCACAGGGUCAUCGCAUCCCCAAGGGCCAUUUCCAUGUUGAUCUCCCAACUCUUCUCGAAGAGAGGUCGCUGAGUAUCGAUAUUGGCCGCUUUGGACGUCUCAUCACGAUCAAAAUCAACGGCUUUAGCAAUGUUGCUGUCCAGAAUGGCAUUGCCAGGGACGGGGUAAUUCAUGUUGUCAGCAGCGUCAUUAUCCCGCCAAAGAAGCUGAGCGGCGGCAAAGUCGCCGAAUGGCAAGGCGAAGAACUCACUGAAGAUGACCUGAAAGAGAGACUCGAGCCAUAUGUCGACGAACUCUAGUUCUCGAAUAUCGAAGCAUUCGGUGUUCCUCUGACGCUCAUUUGAUGAAACCACUUUUUGAUCAAAGUUGCCUGACGAAGAUACAUGACGACCUUUACGACCACAAGUAGGGAUUGCUAGCUCAAGUGGAAGCAAAGACCAAAAAAUAGGUGAAACCCAAAUGGCAAAAUAAAAAUUCAAAACGGCUAAAUGUUGAUGCUCGCGCUCGUUUCAGGUAGCUUGUUAUCUUAGCUUAAUGCAAUAUUUCUACUGGCAGCCUUCCC
This is a messenger RNA of Xylona heveae TC161, 1969 nucleotides long. RefSeq names its product FAS1 domain-containing protein. The transcript has 3 exons. Gene Ontology annotation, biological process: macroautophagy. The record is from RefSeq and is a predicted model, not a curated record. NCBI's taxonomy places the organism in Eukaryota, Fungi, Ascomycota, Xylonomycetes, Xylonales, Xylonaceae. The coding region runs from base 243 to 1706 and encodes 487 amino acids. Gene Ontology annotation, cellular component: fungal-type vacuole membrane.